Schistosoma rodhaini is the source of this 1106-nucleotide messenger RNA. Lineage: Eukaryota; Metazoa; Platyhelminthes; Trematoda; Strigeidida; Schistosomatidae. The record is from the annotation of a GenBank genome assembly.
GUAGAUUUAAGCGCUUGGUAUUAAUGCUUUCUGUUGUUGCUAAAACUCUGUGGAAAGUACUGUCAGCUGGAAACGUGUAUUCGUCAAAAUAUUUCAUAUCUACUUCUAUCGGUUUACAUAAAAAACCUGAAUUGUCAAAUCAUAAUGGAGCUACAAUAAUAUCUAAAGUUACUGGUCAAAAAGAAGAUCUUUGGCAGUUGUAUAACGAGGUCGUUUAUCCGCCUGUACCUAAAGUUUCAAACUCAGUUCUCUGGGAUACUAACAUACGACCAGGUGAAGUUACCCAUCGUCGAGAUGAUAUUUUAUACAGUAGCAAAAAACUGUGGAUGCUAGUCCACUUGAUUCGUGGGCGAUCUGUAGAUGAUGCUUUCGCACAAUUAGGAUUUCGUACUGAAAAGGGAGCUAGAAUCCUUGAAGAGGUGCUAGAAGAAGCUAUUGAGUUAGCAGUUAAGGAGCACGAUUUUGAAUUCUGUACAAAAAUUUGGAUAGAGUCAGCACAUGUUUCACGAGGUCGAAUGGUUCCUCGUUUAUACAAAGGCUUACGAUCUGUUGUACAUAUGAUUAACUUUCACUACACAAAUUUAUAUAUACGUCUCCGAGAAGGUGAUCCUCCGAAAAUUUAUCAUCCAAAUGAAAUCAAAGGUGUUUGGACUCCGGCUGCAACAUGCCCACCAGAAGGCAGACCUUGGGGCUCAACACGAGAAAUGGUACAUCGUGAAUUGGAAAGAUUGCGUGGAAGACGGUUAAAAGGAGAUUUAUAAGUGAAUAUAUAGACAGUUUUUGUAAAAUUACGAUAAACUAGUCGAAAUUUUUAUCUGUACAAAAAACACCUCUUACCAUACAAAAGUAUCAAAUCUUUUCGUCUUCUGAUGACAUGCAUUUUUCUUUGUCAAGUAAAGCAAUUUCUUAAUGAGUCAUUUUUAUAUUAUUAGAAUACUCAAUAUUCUUAAGUACUUAGUGAUUUAGAUUGUUAAUAAACAACCAAUAAAUAAGAUGACAGUGAUGAAAACACUUAAUUGCAAGCUUUAAUCUUCAUUGCUUACAUUGUUACUACGGCAAUGAGUAUCACUACUAAUCUUGAAAUAUAUAUAUAUAUAUAUAUAUAU